AUGAAGCUUAUCUAUAAGAGUGGCUACUCUUGUAACGACAAUACUGUUCAGUCGAUGCACGUUAUUCUAGAGGAUAUGGAGUUGCUUAAGCUUUCUCUCGAGAACCAGCAAAUUAAGCACCACAUUAAAGGCAAGGUUCUCCCUCCCGAGGUUAGUAGCGCCAUCGAGGGUCUAUGGAAGGACCGUAGCGUCCAGCAGUAUUUUAACUACUUGGAUAAUAUUGCCCGUAUCGCCGCUCCCGAUUAUACACCCAAUAAGCAGGACGUCCUCCAAUUGCGUAUCAAGACUACCGGUAUUACCAAAACUACCUUUAUUAUUGGCGAUAUUGCUUAUUGCAUGAAGUGGAUCUACUACUUCGAUGAUAUCGCCGCCAUUCUCUUCCUCAAGGCUAUAACUCUUUUCAGCUCUAUCUGCAACUCGAGGUUAUUCUUCAAGACUCUAAUUAUCCUCUUCCUUAAUAAAAUCAAUUAUUUUAAGGAAAAGCUACCCGAUAGCCCCAUAAAGGACUGCUUCCCCGAUUACAAGGGCGGCGAUAAUUAUUCUGCUGCUUGCCGCUAUAUUAUCAAGCGUUUCGUAAGCUUGAAAUAG
This is a messenger RNA of Ilyonectria robusta, 588 nucleotides long. RefSeq lists its product as uncharacterized. Gene Ontology annotation, cellular component: heterotrimeric G-protein complex. The transcript is spliced from 6 exons. Gene Ontology annotation, molecular function: GTPase activity; G protein-coupled receptor binding; guanyl nucleotide binding. The coding region runs from base 1 to 588 and encodes 195 amino acids. Lineage: Eukaryota; Fungi; Ascomycota; Sordariomycetes; Hypocreales; Nectriaceae. Gene Ontology annotation, biological process: G protein-coupled receptor signaling pathway. The record is from RefSeq and is a predicted model, not a curated record.